AUGAUUGACGUAAAUGAGUCUAUUGCUGUUAUUGUUCCACUUCAGUGCCACUGUGAAGUCGUCGUCAUUGUUGAAGAGGCUAUGGGUCUCAAUGAUGUUGCAUACGUUCCGAUUGUAGUACUUUUCGUAUUUCACAGACCUCUGAAUAAUGGGAAAGAUAGCACUGUUCUUGAAGUGUUCUAUAGUGGUGUGAAUAAUUGCGCCAAUACUUUUUUUAUGAAUCAAGUGCCCUAA
Molecule: messenger RNA, 234 nt
Organism: Enterospora canceri
Lineage: Eukaryota; Fungi; Microsporidia; Enterocytozoonidae
Source: the annotation of a GenBank genome assembly